UGGACUUUUCAUCAGCGCAAGAGGACGUUUUGCUGUGCGUUGGAUUUUCUUUACUAAUUCACUUAAAGAAAAUUACUAAAAUUAAUUUUCACAUCAGUAUGGAAAUCUCUGCUCCCCGACAUCAGGAAAAUGACCCAGAAUGAAACAUCGAGAUUGAGGUGGUGGCUGUUUCAGGGAGUGGACGACAAAAGCAGCAAAAGUGGACGUUUCCAGAGCUGAGUACAGGAGACGCGCAUCACUUUGCUGGAUAGUGGAGAGGCGCACGGGAGCGCACGAGCCAGUUCAAAGUCCUCUCUACAAACGCGACGAUAAACUCUACCGUAAGCUCACGGAACUUCAGCAUUCACUCCAAGAUGAAUGACUUCAACUGCACAUUAAUGCCUGAGAAUACCAGCACAUCGUUCUCCCAGUCCUUCACCACCAGCAAUAUCUCAGACACACUCCCUCCUAUGCCCUUCAAUGAAGUUACUGCAGUUAUCUACACCAUUGUCUUCAUUGUGGGAUUUUUAAGUAACACAAUAGCCAUCUAUGUAUUGGCACGCUACAAUAAGAUGAAGUCUGUAACUAACAUUUAUAUCCUCAAUUUAGCUGUGGCGGAUGAACUCUACAUCCUAGGAAUCCCCUUCAUAGGGACAAACAACACACUCUCUUAUUGGCCUUAUGGAAAUUUCCUCUGCAAAGUGUGUAUGACUUCUGAUGGCAUGAGCCAAUUUGCCUCCACAUUUUGCCUGACACUGAUGAGCAUCGAUCGCUUCUUUGCUGUGGCUUAUCCCAUUCGAAGUGCCAAAUGGCGGAAGCCACAAGUGGCCAAGAUCUUUAGCGGCCUGGUGUGGGUCGUGUCAUUUCUGAUGGUGUUGCCGCUCACCAUCUUCUCAAAGGUACAGGAGAAUUUCAACACCUGCAACAUAAGCUGGCCUGAACCAAUUAAGUAUUGGACUAUUACCUUCAUCCUUUACACCUCUAUCCUGGGUUUCUUUGGCCCUCUGGUUGUCAUCUCCCUCUGCUACCUGCUCAUUGUCAUCAAGAUGAAGUCAGCAGGUGUUCGUGCAGGCCUGACUAAACGCCGCAAGUCAGAGCGUAAAGUGACACGCAUGGUGUUAAUCAUCGUGUCGGUGUUUGUACUUUGUUGGCUGCCCUUUUAUACGACCAACAUUGUCAACCUGAGUUAUGUCAUCCCUGAGACCAAGACCACUGCUGCAAUCUACUUUUCACUGGUGAUCCUCACCCACGUCAACUCCUGCGCCAACCCAUUCCUAUAUGGUUUGCUCUCUGACAAUUUAAAGCAAAGCUUCGAGAAAGUGCUUUGUUUCCACAAACCAAACAGUGUUUUCACUGCAGACACUCCAACAACAAGACAGAAGUCUUCCAAGAUCGUCGAGAUGGAAGUUAUUACUAACCCUGACAGAGAACCUUUCACCCCAAAAACUGUGAUGAAUGGCCUGUAAUUGCUGAGGUUUUGAGCUGAAACAACAUGUGCUAACAUACUACCAUAUGGAACUUGGACAAGUUACCCCCUGGGGUUUUUAUUGACUGGGAAUUUCCUGUCAUUGUGCUUCAAUCCUGGUUCUCUUGGGCAUUUCAGCAGAGGACCAGAAGAGCUGUGUAUCUUUGAAAAGCAGUCACAAAUAGCAUUCAUUGCUAAUAUCUGCAUUUUUCUUUUUUUUAUAUAUAUAUGUGUACUUUUCACCAGAUUUAUUGUGGUGGAAGAAACUUUAGUUUAUGUGAUGGUGUAAUAUAAUUGUGAGACUAAACCUUAGUAUAAUUCAUUAUAAUUUCUUUCAGGUUUGGUCUUUCAACAAGAGACUCUGUCAUUUUAACUUACUGCCAAUGCUGUUGUGUUAUAAGGACAAAUUCACUAAGGUGUACAUGUUCACUGCACUAAGAAACUCAUGUGCAAAAUGUGACUGAAUCUGGCCCGUAAACGAUAAAAAGUGGAACUGACACAGUUACAGUAUGUAACACUCUUUCUUUCCUCCUAAGACUUUAUCAGAAAUCAACUUUUUUAUUCAUACAAUUUAAAAUAUCUAUUAUUUAUGUCAAACAUGGUCAUUGUACUUAUAAGUGUUUAGUUUGUAUUGCCACAACUGGAAAGAUAACCAUUCUCUUGGUUACUGUAAUGACCUCAAUAGCAAGCACAUUUGGGGCUAAUCUGGGCUACUUUUGGCACUCACGGCUCGGUUACCAUACUGGCAAGUGUUGUGUGGUCCAGUUGUGGUCCAGAUGUCAGUUUUUGGCUUGGACAUGGGUUAUGGCAAGUGUUGCGUGGGGAAGAAGUAUGUGGAGUUGGCCUGGACAUAGAUUACAGCUAUUUCUUUGUGAGCCAUUCAUCUGGCUGAGUUUUGACUUCCACACUCAUAAGGAACCUGCACCGUAAGUCAAGGCUAAAUGUGGACCAAACCAAACUGCAGAUGUACUUGGGCCAAACUUUUUUCUUUUUUUUUUUUUUUUUAAUCUGGGGAGGCUGUAUAUUUUUUGUUGUCGUUUUGACUGUUUGCAACAUGUGAAAAUGCCUUUAAAUAGCUCAGCCAAGCGUUGUUCUGCAGUUGUUUAGUUUUACAUCUCUACCUUUGAUCGAUGAGAUGGUGUAGUUUUUUCACCGAGACUGCUAUAUCAUUAUACUUGUAAUUUGAGCCCAUCAUAUUAACAGCAUCUAUAGUUUGAGCUUGUUUUAAAAACUAACCAGUAAGGUCCAGUGAAACUACAAUUAAUAAUUAUUAAUAAGCAAAUAGUUCUUGCAUGUAUAUUCAUCCUGAAUUUAUCAUGGCUACUUCGGUGUAAAGCUAGUGCCUGAAGAAAACAAAGAUUUUAUGUAGACAUGUACCCAAUAAUGUUUAUUGCCACUGUAACUUAUCAAUAUAAUGGCAGGUUUUUUUCAGGGCUGUGCACUUUAUAAUUUACAGUCCAAACACAGCGAUGGCAGCUUUGCACUUGAAUGUAAUUAUCUCUCAGAAUGAACAAAUUUAUUCUUUUUUUUUUUUUUUUGUAUAUAUUUGAAAAAAAUGUUUUAUUGCAACAAAGAUAUAAAAAACAACCAAAAGAACCAGAAGCUUGUGUCAAAUGAAGAGAUGUAAGGUUUCCUGCAAGCUGACUGUUAAUGUUUUGCUCAGGGUGAUGAUACAGAAGCCGAUUGAUCGCUGUGCUCGAUUAAUAUUCUCCUUAAAUCAUUUUCUCGAGAUAAGUUAAUUUUCUUAUUAUCUCAAGAUGAAGUGGACCGCUUUCUUGUGAUAACAGCAUAUUUUAUCUCGUCUCGAGAAAACAAAGUUUGUUUUGGUGUACAUGUGUAAUUCUGUGAAUGAUUGCUGGUAAAACUUAAUAUUCAGACACGUUACAAUUUCAGCCUUUGUCAGACUUGAUAGGAGUAAAAUCAAAUGUAUUGAUCAGUGAUGGAUAUUUCUUGACGGUGGUUUGACUGUACUGAGGCAUCCCAGUACAGAACAGCUCUGAACUGGGAUGCCCCACUAACUGAGGUGGUGGGAAAGAAGAAGAUAAUGACUAAGCUCUCAUCCAGGUAGAAGGACAGCCUCCCCUCCCCACCGUCCCACACCCAAGCACUGACAGCCCCACAGAGCCCCUUCAGAGACAGACUGCAGGAAUCCAUGAUUCCUACAGCAGUUAAACUAGAAACCAACACUACUCCCAGUAGACCACAAAACUACUAUAAUUUAUUUAUGUAUAUAAUGUUGUUGUUGUUUGUUUGUUUGUUUGUUUGUUUGUUUUUUUUAUAAUUCUUAUAUAUAAACAAGAAGUCAUUUCUGGGAAGAACAUUUGUGGAAUUAGCAUGUUCUCCAACUAUGUGGUUCUCUUCCGGCUUCCUUCUACAGUCCAAAGGCAUGUUUGUUCGAAUCUCUAUAUUCUCGCUAGGAGUGAGUGUGAGUCUGAUUAAAUGUUUGUCUGUCUGGGUUGGUUCUGGGAUGGACUAGGAACAGCUAUAGUCCCCUUCCGAGACUGCAUUUGAAUAAUCCAUUAACUCAAGACAACAAGAUAAAUAACGAGAUAAGUUAUCCUGUGAGAAAACUGUGUUAAGAAAUCAUGCAAGGACGGCACCUUUCAGCUUCCAUAUUAUGUAGUCUUCUUAGUCUGUUUUUUUUCUGAAGACUGAGCUUGCCAUGCUUUCGCAGUUUUUUUUGUUUUGUUUUUUUGUUUGUUUGUUUGUUUGGUUGGUUUUUUUUUUGUUUUUCUUUUGUCUUUUCUUUUUAUAUUUGAACCAGUUCUUCAAAGGAUGGAUUUGGAUUAUUCCUUUAACAUACACAUUCAAAAACGCACCUAUUGUCUUUAUUCAUACCUUUUAAUUAGCCACAUAGUGUGAAAACACACAAAACAGUAAUUAUGGUUUGCAUGCAACAAACGAAGGUUAACUCAUCUAGUAAGUUAAUUAGCAGCUAAAGUGCUGUUAAGCUGAUAAUACAUUCCUUUGAGAGCUGUGAGUGCAAAUCAAAACAUUUUUACACACUGUGAUUUGAAACAAUGUUAUUAAAGUUUGUCUCAUGUUUUAAAGUAAUUCCCUGUUAUUCAUAAAGGAUUUUUAUUUUUCGAAAGAAAAGAAAGAGUACAUUUACAAGUAGCAUAAACCUUUUUUUUUUAAUUAUAGCCAAAAAUCUACCAUUUAGAUAAAAUGUAUUAAAAGUUGUAGUGGAAGAUAUAAAACAAGCAUGGUAUGAAUUUUGAGUGAUGUAAAAGAAUUACACAUAUCCCAUUAAGUACAUACCAUGUUUGCAGAUUGGUGCAUGUUUAAUGUCUUAGAAACACUGAGAAGAAACACAAGCAGCCCUGAGGUUGACUGCUUCAAGUGGCCGUGUCAAAUAUAAAAUGUAGAACAUCCAAGAGGUUGGCGUUGGUGUCCCAUCGGAUGGUGGUUUUGGUAUGGGCUUUAGAACUAAUUGAUGUUCAUGCACUGCACCUGUUUGCUUAGUUUUAGGAUCUAAAAUGUCUUGUUUGGACUUAUGUAAUGAUUAUACAAAAGUUUGUGUUAAAAUAAAACCUUUAAAUAUAUAGGCCAACUGCUUAAAAGCUUCACUUUAAACUCCUUUAUUGUUCAGAAAUAUACCCAGCAAAAAGAAAGGCAUUCCUUACAGCUGCAGCUUUAUCAUAAAACAGAUAAGAUGUGUAAUAUGAAGAUAUGCAGCUGUGACAUAUUAAUAUGAAAUUCAUUACAAAAAUAUGGAUACUGAUUUCUUAUAAUUUGCUUAUUUAAAACAUUAUGCAACAUGUACUGCUAUGGUAAGAUUUUAUCUUCAUAUAAAAAAAUAACAGUGAAUCUCAAUAAUUCCACUUUAUGCAAUGAAACUAAAUAGCAACUCUGUAUGCAGUAAAAUCCACCUAAAUACUUUUAUAUUUUUUAUUAAAUACUUUUUUUAUUUACUGCUUUUAUAUUUUUUCACAAUUUUUCAGACACAUUCCUCUGCCAUUUCUUUACAGUGUACUUUUAUUAUGCUUAUCUGUUAUGCCCUUAUUCCAAGUUAGUUUACUGACAACCUGCUUUCAUGGCAGGUCAUGUGGGUAACAACACACUCUGCAGUCUGCAGCUUCUGGUUGCCUUGGCUGUUUAUGGUCAUGCUGCUUUUGUAUCAUUGACCUCAAUGUCAAAAGAAAGAAAACAGUGUCAUUAUCAAACAGAAAGAACAAGUUAAACCAGUCUUAGUUAAUUCUGCGAAAAGUCAACAGUGAAAGGAAAAGAAAAGUACACAGAAAGGAAAAUACACAGAAUGUUUGUUACUCAGUGGCCUAAUCAAAGUAAUUCAUGCACACACACACAUACCUGCUCUGAAUUUUCCUUGUUUGAUGUCAGUAGGAAUUAAAUCCAUCUAAUAACUCUCCAACCAAUGGAGUGUUUCUACACCUCUAUAUGAGAUGUAAAUAAACUGAUACUAUUUUCAUUUUGGUCUAAUUACCCAUUUUAAAUUAUAUUUGUGUACAGUAGUAGAAACAGGAUGGGAAAAUAGGUUUUAAUAACUGUUUUUUCUGAAAUAACUACAAUUAGGAUUUGGUUAGGUUUAGGCAAAAAAAAAAAAAAACGUACUAAAAAAUGCUUCUUGUUAAAUUAUU
Messenger RNA from Melanotaenia boesemani (Boeseman's rainbowfish), 6042 nucleotides. RefSeq names its product somatostatin receptor type 5-like. The coding region runs from base 354 to 1445 and encodes 363 amino acids. Gene Ontology annotation, cellular component: membrane; neuron projection. Lineage: Eukaryota; Metazoa; Chordata; Actinopteri; Atheriniformes; Melanotaeniidae. Gene Ontology annotation, biological process: regulation of insulin secretion; neuropeptide signaling pathway; cellular response to glucocorticoid stimulus. The record is from RefSeq and is a predicted model, not a curated record. Gene Ontology annotation, molecular function: somatostatin receptor activity; neuropeptide binding. The transcript has 4 exons.